Molecule: messenger RNA, 2269 nt
Organism: Scatophagus argus
Lineage: Eukaryota; Metazoa; Chordata; Actinopteri; Scatophagidae
Product: serine/threonine-protein kinase pim-2-like
Exons: 7
Coding region: 611-2008 (465 amino acids)
Biological process (GO): regulation of mitotic cell cycle; negative regulation of apoptotic process; protein autophosphorylation
Cellular component (GO): cytoplasm
Molecular function (GO): protein serine/threonine kinase activity; ATP binding
Source: RefSeq, a predicted model, not a curated record
UUUCAGAAAAAGUGAAACUGUCUCAGUAACGCUGAAGGAUUAACAGAGCAGUUACAACACAAUCUGGCUGCAGUCUAUUUGUCUCUGUGCAUCACAGAAGGCACCACAGGAUAUCAUUGACCUUACAGAUCAGUCGUUUUCACUAUCAUAACCCAAAAAUUGCACAAAGAAUGUGUGGUUUAUUGGGCGUUAGCUAACUGGCCAGUUAAGAACGACUCCACCUCCACUCUACUCAGAUGGCCCUUCAGUACAGUUCAGAUGAUGUAUGACACUUUGGAUAUGGAAAACCUUGGAGUUUUUGCACCUCUCGUGAGUGACCUAAAACUCAUGGAAACUCAUUGGCUACGUUUUUUGGGGGGGUAAAACUAAAGAAAUAUGAAAACAAUAAUAAUGAUAAUUUACCUUGACAUCUCUCAUACAAGUUACUGUACACUCUAAUUUGCAUAUUCUGGAACACCAGCCAGUUCAUAUCAUCAAAGCACAUUCCGGGUUCUGUUUGCUAGAACACGUGCCUUUGAUCGCUGAGAGAGCUCACACACGCACACACGUGUUGGAUCCACAUUCACUUGUUACUGGAAGUUAUCAGAUUUGAAAUUUCUGUAAUAUCAUCAUGGCAAAUAACAACUCUGAACCCCUGAGCGACACUAAGAAGGAAUCGCUCAAGAAGAACUUGAAGAGAAAAGUCAGAGAAGGUGAAGAUGGACUCUCAAAGACAAAGAGGAGAAGACUGAACUACAACCAGGCUGAGAAGGAAUCAGGAUCGGCCUCGUCUGCGGACACUGGCAAUGGGAGCAGCAGCACACAGUCCAGUAGGUGCGGUACAACAGUGGAGGAUGUGAGCAAGAGGACUGGAAAGAGGAAGGCUGCCGCUGAUGAAGAAGAACCCUGCGCGAAGAGAAGGAAGGGCCGGCCAACCAUGACGGAUUUGAUAGAUUCCCGAAGAGCUGAAUUUGAGGCCAAAUACCAGCAGGAGAAUCAUCUCGGCGAAGGAGGCUGUGGAUGUGUGUUUGCUGGCUACCGCAAAGCAGAUCAUUUACCUGUUGCCAUCAAACACAUAGCAAAAGACAAAGUGUUGUGCAAAGAGAGACGAAAUGGGAAAGAACUCUCAGCUGAGGUGGCUGUGAUGUUAAAACUCCAAGCUGGAAGAACUGGAUUAAUGGAGGAAUCAGCACCCGUGUCACUCCUGGACUGGUAUGAUCUGGACCAGGAGCUGAUCCUGGUGCUGGAAAGACCAAUGCCAUGUAUGGACCUUUUAAAUUACAUCAGGACAAACAGAGGCCACUUACAGGAGGACAAGGCAAAGAUCAUACUUAAACAGUUGGUUGAUGCAGCAAAUGAACUCGAGGAUAAGCGCACCUUUCAUCGGGAUAUCAAACCCGAAAACAUCCUGAUUGAGACCAGCUCAGAUGUGCCGCGUGUUCGUGUCAUUGACUUUGGACUGAGCUGUUUCUUCAAGAAAACAUCAGUUUACCGUGUCUUCUGUGGUACCCCCCAACACGUCCCUCCGGAGUGGUACAGUCAUUAUACCUACAGGCCCGGCCCCACCACAGUGUGGCAGAUGGGAGUGGUCUUAUAUGAGCUGCUCCACAGAACAGUCCGAUUUGAUACCACAAGUUUCCUCAGACAUGAGCUGCCAAUCAGGGAUGAGCUGUCCAGAGGUAAGAAAAACGUACUCAUAUGCAAACACAGAGCUGUUCAUUUCCAUUCACCUCCUGAGGAAUCACUGUGGCUGUCAGCUCCAACUUUCUCAUCUUUCUUUCCCUCCAGAUUGCCGGGAUUUCUUACAGAAGUGUUUAAACACAUCCUACAUGCUGCGACCUACCCUGAAGGAGCUCCAGCUUCACCCAUGGCUCAGAUAAACCAACACUACAUUCACAGUUCAUGCCAAUACAAUACAUUCACAAUACAAGAACUAAUUCUGUUCUUGUUUUUCUUCACCAGGACCGUCCGCCAUGCUUAUACAGGUUUUCUCCGGGUGCUCCGGUUAGACCAACUGCAGUUCCUUUAGGCCCCCCGGCCGUCCGCGGAGAGGAGGAUCUCUCUUUGAAUUGCCUUUCCCGAGGUUUCUUCCCAUUUUUAAUCUGGCCUCAAGGUUUUGGGGAGUUUUUCCUCGUCUUCUUAGAGAGCUUGGGCCGGGUCAGGAGCUGCUUAUGAUUUGUGCUUAUGGCGAAAGCCAUAUCACAUCAUAAGGAAAAAAAAUGGAUACUAAUCUAUCAACUGGUCAUUUUGUGAUAUUAAACUAGAAUAAUAAUAAAAAAGAAACAACUUA